Messenger RNA from Morone saxatilis (striped sea-bass), 3710 nucleotides. RefSeq names its product dnaJ homolog subfamily C member 5-like. Gene Ontology annotation, biological process: regulation of synaptic vesicle cycle. The record is from RefSeq and is a predicted model, not a curated record. Gene Ontology annotation, cellular component: intracellular membrane-bounded organelle; presynapse; membrane. NCBI's taxonomy places the organism in Eukaryota, Metazoa, Chordata, Actinopteri, Moronidae.
GAAACUGGCAUUGAAGUUUCACCCAGACAAGAACCCGGACAACCCAGACGCGGCCGAAAAGUUUAAGGAAAUCAACAACGCUCACUCCAUCCUGAGCGACACCACCAAGAAGAACAUCUACGACAAAUACGGCUCGCUGGGGCUCUACGUCGCAGAGCAGUUCGGAGAGGAGAACGUCAACACCUACUUCGUUCUGUCCAGCUGGUGGGCGAAGGCCUUGUUCGUCUUCUGCUGCCUGUCCACAGGCUGUUAUUUCUGCUGUUGCCUGUGUUGCUGCUGUAACUGCUGCUGCGGUAAAUGUAAACCUCGGCCGCCUAUGGACCAGGAACCCGAGUUCUACGUCUCCCCCGAGGACCUGGAGGCCCAGAUGACCGCUGAUGAGAGAGAUGGCGGUGAGCCCAUCGUGAUGCAGCCGUCCACAGCCACAGAAACCACCCAGCUCACCUCUGAUGCCCACCAAAGCUACAGGACCGACGCAUACUAAACACACACACACACACAUAAAGCUCAGACCUUACAGUUAAUAGCAACAGUAUGAACCAGGAAUACACACACACACACACACACGGUUCCACCACAAUCACGUGACUGAUGAAGUCUCAACACCUUUCUUGUCAGUUCAUCUGUUAUUUUCUGUUCAUCUGCAGCAGUAAUUAUAAUAAUACACACACACACACACACACACACCAGCAAAUACUUCAUACGAUCACUCACAGUCAGCGUGAGCUCAACGGCUCAGCACAAACAUUUUUUAAAAACAUUUUUAAUUAUUGUGGAGUGAGGGAGGAAGAAAAAAUGAAGGAGGAAAACACUAGUUAGACAGAAUCCAUACAAAAGCAUGAGCGAUCUUCUUCAUAGUCACACAGCAAACAUGGAGUUCAGGCCAGUUUUAUUACCCAUAAUAUCAAAUAUCCUUGAUAACAAUCAUCAGUCAGAUGCAGCCAGAAGCACAGAAUUAAAAAGGGACAUUUACUAAAUGCAUAACAAGAUGGUUUUACCUGUAAGAAGAGGUAUGCACACAGAUUGUGAUGUUUUAUUUUUCCCAUUUCAAAAAUCAUUAGAAAGAAAAAGCAUAUUUCAGAUAUAUGCGUUUAUUUGUAUCUGUAUAGCACUUUUUUUACUUUUCACAUGCAAUCUGUGAUCUGCCGAUGUUCGCUAGUGUCCCCACGGACACAGCCCAAAAGUGUAUGAUGCACACUGUACACCUGGACCAUACGCACAACAGUUAAUAUAAGUAUAUGUAUAUAUUCUGCCCUCAAUGGUCGUUGAGACUAUACAGAGAUCUCCAGCUUUCAGUUAAUCAACUCACACAUUUCUAAAAGUGGAAACUUCUGCGAGGCAGAGUAAGAACCUUUUUAACACGUACAAAUGUUGUUUUUAUUGUCUAAAUCUUCUACUGGUGGAUGAAAACCAAAGUAAAUCACCUUUUAGCUCGCUGGGAAACACUUGUCGAGGUUUCUCUCUCAGCCCAACGCCAGCUGGAAGUAGGUCAGAGACCUUACGUCUAUAUGUUCAGUGAGCAGUGGCUAGGACUGGGCGGGGGUGUUUAUUUGUCCUGAAUACCCUCAUGAACAUCACCGCAGGAGCCCCUCUCAGUAUGGAGAGGAGCAGCUCACACUUCAACAGGUGCCGCGCUGGCAUCGACUGCCCCCCACUUAAAUCUGACAGAACGAUUGAAAGCGUAAAUCUGCUUCCGCUGGCUUUAUGCCCCUCUGAAGUAUUCUGAUUGGUUCAGCUGUGCAAGGGUGGUUAAUCAUAGGACGGCUCAGCUGAAACUGGUCACACAGAAACUGCUGGGACUGAAUCUUAAUCAGCUUUGACGUGUUACAAUGACAGAACAGAUAUCUGGAAAUCGACACCAGCCAGCAGACAAACAGUACAGCUACAUGUUAACUGUGAGGGGUGCGUUUCUUCAUCACAAAACAUCAAUCAAGCAAUAAUUUACUCUUAUUUCCUGAAAAAGUAAUGACAUUGCUUCAGUUUCCCAGUAGUAGCAGUAAUUGCAUCGCUUGUUAUUAACACUACUGUACGGUAGAUUUGCUGUGGACCUUCUCUUCCUCUCCUCCUUCACUUCUUCCUUCUUUUAUGUUUCACCUCGUUCCACGUAUGAAGGAUUGAGCUCGCAUCGAAAGCUGUAUGUGUGAGCCACUGCAGAGUCCAGUGUUAUUAGUAGAAACAUUAUGAGUACAUUAUAAGUACAUUAGCGUACGUUAGUGACCUCUUGCUGCCGUUGCAGACUUGCAGACAUACACACUGAUUGAGCCCCCUUUUUUUCUUUGUUUUUAGUUUUCAUUUUGUUUUGUGAGAAAGUAAAAAUGCUGUACACGUCGUGUGAACUGUAUGUUUAGAUUUUACGUCACUGUAUUUCUUCGAGUUGGUCAGAAGAUUUGAACACUUUCUUUCUUUCUUCUGUUUGUCUCUCUAGAACUGCUUUUUAUUGUAUUUGUUUUCUUAUUUAUGUUGAUAAUGAAGGGAGGAUAUUGAUAUCCAAAGUCUUAUUGUAGAUUACACAAUCCUUAUAGCAACAGAAGAGCAAUUUACAACAAUCACACUGAUUAGUUAGGGAAUCAUUUUCCAGAAUAACUUUUUUUUUUUGUAGUUCUUCUUUAUUUGUUGCUCACGAGUAGCACUCCAGCUGUGCUAUAGUAGAAAAUACAGGAACGUUGUGGUUGUUUUGUGUUUCAUUUUCAUUUUUGUAAAAAAAAAAACUAAAAAAAACAGGCUAAUUUAUUCUCUAUAUUUUCUUUGAUUCCUCAAUCAAACACUUUGUUCAUUAUGUAUUUAUACAUAUCAUGAGAAAGUGCAAUAAGAGUUAAAGAAGUAUUUCCCAUGGCUGUCCUCCACUUCCAAACGUACAAUCACAAAUUUCAACGGUUGUUUCAGGGAAUCUGCAGGUUCAUAAAAAGUCUAAAAAGAGACCUAAGUGGAGCUAAAUCAUGAAGGUCUUCACCAUCGAAUCCCACAAGUUAUUUCUUACAUCCGUACAAACCAGAGCUGUGAGUUAACACAUUCAAACAGAUCAGAACAGGCUGAUUUUAAUUCCUUGUUUGGGUUUUUAAGUUAGUUUUAAAUUUUGUCUUCCAGUUUUUAAUUCGGACUUCUGAUCCAACUGAUAAUUUAAGGACCCUUUAAAGGGUUUUUAUGAAACCUGCAGAUGUUCUCCUUUAACCACUUUUCUCUUUACUUGAUUAGUUUUUGUGCUUCAUGUCAUGUCACCACUGAAAUGCCACAUUGUUAAACCCAUUUCUGUUUCUCAUUUUUCCUCUUAUUGACCAAACAUGCACCAGUGUCUGAGUGAAUGCAGCGUGAAGCCUGAAAUACAUAAACCUGGAGUCAAGAAACUUCCAUUGUUAGAUCUAAAUAAUGACAUAAAUAACAAGAACUGAUGUAAGUGUGAAUAUAGCAACCAGAUGAUAAUAAUAUUGAAGCAUUAUUUUAUUUAUUUUAUUUUUGUUAUGUUUUUAAUAAUUGAUUUAAAGACUAGCUGGUAUGUCAAGGGGAUGUAUAGACUUUUAGAUGUGAACCAUUUUGACAAGGAAGUGGCAGAAUGGCAGACCUGCUGUAUAUACACGCAGUGGCACAGUACAUAGAGACGUAGAGGUUUUCUGUUUUUAGCAUGGACUGAUGUUUGCGUCUGUCAGACAGACGUGUGGGUAAAUGAAGUAUCUGAUGUACUGUUGUAAAAUAAAUGUUUCUGUUGCUUCAGAGUC